Molecule: messenger RNA, 934 nt
Organism: Protobothrops mucrosquamatus (brown spotted pit viper)
Lineage: Eukaryota; Metazoa; Chordata; Lepidosauria; Squamata; Viperidae
Product: neurotensin receptor type 1-like
Exons: 2
Biological process (GO): neuropeptide signaling pathway
Cellular component (GO): plasma membrane
Molecular function (GO): G protein-coupled neurotensin receptor activity
Source: RefSeq, a predicted model, not a curated record
CACCUCUCCUUGGGUGCAGCCCUGGUGAGCCAAGCCAUGCAUCUCAACACAACGUCUUCCCUCUACCCGCUGGGAUACCUUAUGGGUGAGUUCCCUCUGCUGUCCGCUAAUUCUGUCCUGCCUGAGGCGGAGAACCUCUCCAACAGCUCAGGACUUGGGUCCAGGCUACACAACGAGGAGGAUCUGGAUGUGAACACGGACAUCUACUCCAAGGUUCUGGUGACCGUCAUCUACCUGGUGCUCUUCUUGCUGGGGACCGUCGGCAACUCCAUCACCGCGUACACCCUGGUGAGGAAGAAGUCCCUGCAGAAUCUCCAGAGCACCGUGCACUAUCACCUGGCGAGCUUGGCGUUCUCCGACCUGCUCAUCUUCCUCCUCUGCAUGCCCAUCGAACUCUACAACUUCAUCUGGGUCCAUCACCCCUGGGCUUUCGGCAACAACGUCUGCAAGUGCUACUACUUCCUGAGGGACGCUUGCACCUACGCGACGGCUCUCAACAUCGCCAGCCUCAGCAUCGAGAGGUACAUGGCCAUCUGUCACCCUUUCAAAGCCAAGAGCAUCAUGUCCAGGAGCCGGACCAAAAAGUUCAUCAGUUGCAUCUGGGUGGCCUCCUUCUUGCUCGCCAUCCCCAUGGUCUUAAUCAUGGGCGAGAUCUACAGGAUACCCCAGAAUCCCAACUCGCUGGUCUGCACCCAGAUUGUGGAUGAUUCCACGCUGAAGAUCGCCAUCCAGGUCAACGUCUUCAUCUCCUUUGUUUUCCCAAUGGCCAUUAUCUCCAUCCUCAACACCAUCAUAGCCAACCAACUUAUCAUCAUGUUUAAGCAAGCGGCCCAAGAAAACCAAGUGUGCACCAUUGGAGGACAGCAAACCAUGCUUAGCAUGUCCAUGGAACCUGGGCGCGUUCAGACCUUGAAGCACGGGGUUCGAGUUCUAC